Bubalus bubalis (water buffalo) is the source of this 1246-nucleotide messenger RNA. RefSeq names its product olfactory receptor-like protein OLF3. The record is from RefSeq and is a predicted model, not a curated record. NCBI's taxonomy places the organism in Eukaryota, Metazoa, Chordata, Mammalia, Artiodactyla, Bovidae. Gene Ontology annotation, cellular component: membrane. The coding region runs from base 1 to 942 and encodes 313 amino acids. The transcript has a single exon. Gene Ontology annotation, biological process: G protein-coupled receptor signaling pathway. Gene Ontology annotation, molecular function: olfactory receptor activity; G protein-coupled receptor activity.
AUGGGUCAGGGGAAUAAAACGCAGACAUGGGUGAGUGAGUUCAUUCUGCUGGGGCUGUCCAGUGACUGGGGGACUCAAGUCUCCCUCUUUGUCUUGUUCUUGGCCAUGUACUUGGUGACCAUUGUGGGAAAUGUGCUCAUCCUUCUUCUGAUCAGACUGGACAGCAGGCUUCACACCCCCAUGUAUUUCUUCCUUAGUGUUUUAUCUCUUGUGGACCUCUGUUACUCAAGCAGUAUUGUCCCUCAAAUGCUGGCCCACCUGCUCUCAGUCCAGAAGUGCAUCCCAUUCUCCAGCUGUCUGAUCCAGCUCUCUACGUCCCUGGCAUUGGCUGCGUCUGAGUUCCUGUUGCUGGGGGCCAUGGCCUAUGACCGCUAUGUGGCAGUGUGCUACCCGCUGCACUACACGGCCAUCAUGCAUGGAGGGCUGUGUCUGGGACUGGCUGUUGGCUGCUUGGGGGCUGGUUUCAUGAAUUCACUGCUGGAGACAGUCAUCACCUUUCGGCUUCCCCUGUGUCACAAUGUUAUGAAUCACUUUGCUUGUGAGACCCUAGCAGUGCUGCGGCUAGCCUGUGUGGAUAUCUCUUUCAACAAGGUCAUGGUGGCCAUCUCAGGAUUUCUGGUGAUCAUGCUUCCCUUUUUCCUGGUUCUGUUUUCCUAUGGUCGUAUCGUUGCUGCCAUUCUGCACAUUCAUUCUGCUCAGGGACGUAGCAAAGCAUUUGGGACGUGCGCCUCUCACCUCAUUGUGGUGGUCAUGUGCUUUGGAACAGCCAUCUUCACCUACCUGGGGCCACGGUCUGCCUACUCAGUGGAAGGGGAGAAGAUGGUUGCUCUGUUCUAUGCUGUAGUGGCCCCUAUGUUGAACCCCUUGAUUUACAGCUUGAGAAAUAAAGAGGUUAUGGCUGCUCUCAGUAAACUUUUAGACAAAUUCAGAGACAAAGGGUGAAGACUAUAAGAAUUUCUUGUUAUCUAUCAUCGAAAUCAAAAAGAAGGUCAGAUAAGUGAAGGUGGGACUGGGACAUUUAUACUUAAGACUAUUAUGUUCAGAUCCUGGAUUUCAAGUGAACAAUUUCUCCACAUAAUUAAUGCAUUUCCUUAUGUAGGCCAAUACCAGGUAAUUUACAUACCAGUGAUUCAUGAAAGGGCCUUUUCUUAGAUCAUCUUAUCUCAGUAUCCAGUAGUAUUUAGGAUUCUUGUACCAUUUUUACAUUGUAUUAGCUUGUCCAUGUUUAAAGGAAUAAUGCAUGGCU